AAAAUGUGAUUUUUUAGUUUACGAUUUAAAAUUUCUCAUGAAAUAUAUCUUUUGAUAAUGCAUAAAAACAUUCCCGAAAUUAAAUUUCCUUUUUCUAAUUAAAUAGAAAGAAUUUUUAACAAACAAUUGAUUCCUUUGUAUUGACUUUUGUCACGCUAAAUUGCUCAUACAGCCGCUGUUUGUCAAUCCGGUCAAGUUUUUUGAAAAAACUGAAAAACCGAAAUUUUCUCCUUGAUUAUACAGGGUACUUAUUCUUUCCAUAAUUAUUUAAAAUUAAAGAACAGUAAACUUUACGUAUACAAAAUAUAUUCACUUAUUCUUUAUACAUAAGGAAAAGCACUUAUAAUUCCUUCCUUCCUUAUACACAAAAAAAAAAUAAGGAAGAGUUGUAAGUGACCCUGGGGUUUUAUAAAUGAUAUACUAUUUCAAAUUUCUACACAAUUGCAAAAAUAUUAAUUAUAAUUCAACCGAAACUUUUUAUGUAUUCAAUGCAAACAUUUAAAGAAGAGUUAUUUCUAUGUAAUAAGCCCAUUUGGGGGGGAAAUUCUUAACUUGAUGGUGUAAAAUCUAUUUAUUGUUCACUAAGGCAACCAAACCAUUACUCUUUAUUAUUAAACCUGGCUCUUAAUUUUCUAUUUUUGCUGUCAAUUUUACUUAUGUUGUUCGUAUUUUUUCGACUUAUUCUUCUUUUUCUAAUUACGCCGAUAUAUAAACACAUGUUUAAUGUCAUUUUCCAUAAAAAUAUGCACAAUCGAUAUUUUUACUUUUGUCCCGCUUGAUUGACCGGGACAGUUCCCUGUGUGACACAUCAUUGGAUUAUACUUCUCGUAACUGGAAUGAAUCGUUGAAAGUUGAAUGAUUCAACUCAUCACAAUUCCUUCCCAAGUUUGGCUCUGAUUUAAUAAGUUCCUUUUUUGUUCGAGGACGAGGGUAGUUGAGAACAUUGACUGAUCAAUAAUAAACCAGCAAAGUUAGUUCGUGCAUUAGUGAACGAGUUGUUCGCUCUCAGCAGCCAGGGCUGUAUUAUUAUUUCCACCUGGCCGAAUGGACGAAGCUAAAGAUUUUGAUUUCAUCAAUAGUACUUAUUGGAAAAUGUUCAGCUAUUCUCAUCUGAAUGUUUUCUUAGACGAACAUCCCUCAAGAGACGUCUCUUAUUGGAAACUAAAGCGAUACGUCACCUACUUCUUCUUGUUUCUCUACUUCCCGGUUUGGCUUGUCAUCGAAGUUUCUGGAAUGUUCUUAGGUCGGAAGGGAGACCUCGCUCAAGUGGCCUUCGACUUGAGCUAUGUUGCUCACAUCGUUCAACUUGUGAUCAAGAUGGGCUAUUUCCUCUAUCAUAUAAAGGAUAUCCGUUCUCUUUGCCUCCGGUUCGAACGCUUCCAUACGUCGAAUCACAGACCCGUGUUUUCAAGAAGACUUCUUGGAGAGAGAGGCCAGUUCCUGAGAAGGCUGGCAAGUACUUACUACACGGUCAUAUACAUGAACUUCCUGUUCUGGAUCAUAACUCCUCUUUUUAUCCAACCAAUCAUUUAUGGUCUCACACAGGCCGGCUUCAUCACUGCUACAGGUCCCCAGAACAUUAUACCGAAAUUCUUUCCAGUCAGGUAUCCCUUCGAUGAGACUUCUACUAGAAAUCGGAUUAUUAUCGCAUGUAUGGAGUUCACCGUACUUUCUGCAGGUUUUACUUAUUUCAUUCCGAUCGAUCAGUUUUUCGUAUCGGUAAUCGUCAUGGUCUGUUCAGAAAUAGAUGUUAUUUGUAAGUCGUUGAUGGCUUCUAACGAGCUCGCGAGAGAGCUGGAUAGAGAUUACAGCCUUCUUUUAGGAUCCGAGGACAACAGGAAUAGGAUCGAUUUAAAGCUGUUUAUUGAAGAUCAUCAAAGAGCCUUAAGGACAACUAAAAAAAUCAGUGAAGUAAUGAACCCUAUUUUGGGUCUAGUAGUCGGCAACUGCAUGGUCCUUCUCUGCACUUUGGCUCUCGUCAUCACAACAGUAAGUAGCCAGAAGCGGAAACUGUAUUAAUCUAUUUAAUUAUUUUAAUUUUAUAUAUUCUCUUUAUAUCUAUUCCAUGUAUAUUUUUAUACAGAAAAUGAAAACUGCUUCUUCAUUCUCUGAAGUAUUCAGAGAAGUUUUCGGGUUCAUUGUUGUUAUGACAACCUCAUUGAUAACACUCUACCUGUAUUCCUGGAUGUGUGGGGAACUAAAAAGUAGCGAAGAAGCAGUAUUCGGUGCAGUUUAUUCAUCGGAUUGGUACAACCGGAACAAGAGCUACCGCGAUAACGUCCUGAUAGUGAUGAGGCAGAGCUACACAUCAAGACCUCUCAGGAUGAUGAGUAUGGGUGAUAUGGAUAAGGAGACUUUUAUAAAGGGUUUGAAGGGGAUAUAUACCUACUACAACUUCUUGACGCAUUUUGAGUGAUGGAAAAUCAGAAUUAUCAUAAAUAUUUAUAUGUAGCUUAAAUUAUUUUUUAAAUAGGUUGUCACGCAGAAACACUGUCAAUGAACCGCGACUUGAUUGACACCCAUUGUCAUCAAAUGAGAAAACUUUAAGUAAAGUAAUAAUACGUUUAAAAAAUAUAUAUUUUGAA
Molecule: messenger RNA, 2585 nt
Organism: Nezara viridula (southern green stink bug)
Lineage: Eukaryota; Metazoa; Arthropoda; Insecta; Hemiptera; Pentatomidae
Source: the annotation of a GenBank genome assembly